CUUUAUCUUUUAGAUGCACCACUUGUUGGAUUCUGCAGGGACCGAAUGACUUACACUGCCUAUUCGAGUAUUUGAGUGUUGACUAGAGCAAAGUGCGAUGUCAUACUUGCCCCGAUGGGCAUCCUCAACUUGGCCAUCCACCACUGUGGCCACUGCGCUGCCUAUCUCACUCUCUCUUCAUUAACCUCCUCCUCUCGCGUCCAAUGCGCCACGGUUGUCUGCUCGAGAUUCCAUGAGCGUGACUGCGCGUAUUAGCUUUCCAGCAUCUCAGGGCUGCUUUGCUGCGCCUAGUACUCGUUCUGCUUCUGGUGGCACAAGUUCGCAACACCCUCUCGUCUUCUCAGUCGCCAUGGACCUUGGUGACUCGUCCUCGGAUGAUGGAGAUCAAUUGAACACGCCUUUGUCGGACUCGGCGCAGCUCAUUGAAGUGGCAUAUCCUCCUGGGAUAAGUGAUACCUACGAUCCAAGCGCCGUUUCUCCGGACUUCCACGAGCGUGCCACAGCAGAUUCUACCUCACGUUGUUCGUCUUCAGGUCAAAGCUGCUUCUCCUCCCCGUGUAAACCAGGUAACCAGCCUUUAUUCGACGAUUUUCUCGCAGCGUCACCUGCCUCCGUACUUUCCUCGCCAUCUUUUACGUCACCUCCGUUAGACGCCAGUAUACUUUGUUCGAAUACUUUGCUUGACACUCACAUAAGUCUGGACGACUCGAGUCUUGAUCUGUACCCCUCUAGUGUUGAGGUAUCACAUGCGCCACUCUCCCCCUCCCCGCGGAAGUUACUCUCCAUGAACACUUCUGCUCGCCCGGAGCAGGCUGUGGACGACCGAAGCGCGCCACCCCGACCUUUUCCACUUCGCAAACGUGCCUCUGACACGCAGUCCCCUCUGAAUGAUACGCGCGCGGGCCAGAAGCCGAAGCUCUCCUGCGCACCUAGUUCAGGAUUCCUACCCUCUACGCUCGGGCGUUCCUACUGCGCCAGAUUCCCACCAGACCAUCGUCUUCGAAGUGACUUUGUGCGCACUUAUGCCUUAGAUGCAGAGCUUGGUUCGGGAGGCUAUGGGUUCGUAAUGACUGCGCGACGUCGCCAAAAUGGCCAGGAGGUCGCUGUCAAGUUCAUCCCCAAGGACAAAAUUCCGAGGUAUGGAUGGGUCACUGAUGAGUCUGGGAAGAGCAUACCGAAGGAGGCCUGGUUCCUGUCGAAGGUCGACCACCCUGCUAUCGUGAAGUUUCACGAGCUGUAUGAAGACAACUUGUAUUUCUAUCUUGUGAUGGAACUGCACGGAACCCCCUGGUACAGAAGGCGAAGUAAGGUUACUCAUGCCCGUCAAACUUCCCAGGAACCUCCAGAAACGGGUACAGACGAAAACGAACCUCCUGCCGUGACUGCCUCUACAGCAGACCAAGACUCAGGCUCAAAAUCAUCCAAGAUCCAGAAACUUGCUAAGGGUCCGUUAGCACGGCCAACAUUCGCUCGUCGAGCAUCGCACGAUCUGUUCGAGUGUAUUGAACAAUCUAAGCACAAGCGGUUCUCAGAGGACGAUGCGAAGUACAUUUUCGCUCAAGUUGUCGACGUUAUCGAUUACUUGGAUCAACUUGGAAUUACUCAUUGCGACAUCAAGGAUGAGAAUGUGGUCAUUGACAAGAAUCUAAAGAUCAAACUUGUCGACUUUGGUAGUGUUGUAUCUGUUGAUCCAUCCCAGGACCGUCCAUUCUACAAGACGUUCUAUGGCACCGCUGCUUACGCAUCGCCCGAAAUCAUGGCGAAUCAGUUAUACCAAGCAGCACCUGCGGAGAUAUGGGCUAUUGGGGUGCUCCUCUCGUUCCUCAUCACUGGCAUGUCGCCUUUCCCAACGGAGGAGGAUAAACGGAAUGGGCGAAUCGUACUUGAUGAUGUGUCAAGGGCACGUAUGUCUGAUGAGUGCUACCAUCUACUACAGAGGUGCCUUGACGUCGACCCAAAGCGCCGUGCGGAUAUUGCAGAGGUGAAAGCUCAUCCUUGGCUCGCAGCUGGAUACGAGAGGCUGUACGCAGAACGAUCAUCGUAACGUCUUCUUGCUUUCGCUCCUACUAUUCCAUCCUUUUCUGUUCAUGCCCUCGCUCACCAGCGAGCAUAAAAUGUAGAGCACGCCUUUUUUCGCGUUCCACCCUCAUUCUUUACUUCGUCUUCCUUAGGAUCCAACGCUCAACGUAUACACUUUGCAACUCCCCCAUCC
This is a messenger RNA of Fomitiporia mediterranea MF3/22, 2212 nucleotides long. RefSeq names its product kinase-like protein. The record is from RefSeq and is a predicted model, not a curated record. Gene Ontology annotation, biological process: intracellular signal transduction; protein phosphorylation; negative regulation of glycogen biosynthetic process. The transcript has 3 exons. The coding region runs from base 785 to 2044 and encodes 419 amino acids. Gene Ontology annotation, molecular function: ATP binding; protein serine/threonine kinase activity. Gene Ontology annotation, cellular component: nucleus; cytosol; cytoplasm. NCBI's taxonomy places the organism in Eukaryota, Fungi, Basidiomycota, Agaricomycetes, Hymenochaetales, Hymenochaetaceae.